AUUGCGUGGGUCGCGAGAUCAGUCGUUGUUUGCUUGCCAGCCGCGUCGCUUCGUUAUUGUCAACCACAUCGCCUCGUCGGGUACUUGACCGAUCUUAAGUUUUUACGGCGGCUUUUUGUCGCAUUUCCGCCGGUGUUUGUACUUAAAACCGAGCAGUGAUUAGUGAAUAUGAGUGGGGACACGACCAAUGGUAGUAGUGCUGCCAGCGUGGAACGUGCCAAGCCUGUGGAGACACUGGUACUGGCAAAUUACGCGUUGAAGGCGGAACAGAAACGCGCAGCCGGCCAGGGAGGCCGCAAGGAGGAUGAGCGCAUUACGAGUGCUGUGAUGAAGGUUUUGGAGGGCUAUGAUUGGAAUCUGGUGCAGGCAUCGGCCAAAGCACCAUCCGAUCGCAAGAAGGAGCACAUCAAACGACCCAUGAAUGCGUUUAUGGUGUGGGCCCAGGCGGCACGUCGAGUCAUGUCCAAGCAAUACCCGCAUCUGCAAAACUCCGAGCUGAGCAAAUCUCUGGGCAAGCUGUGGAAAAAUCUGAAGGAUAGCGAUAAGAAGCCGUUCAUGGAAUUUGCCGAGAAGUUGCGCAUGACGCACAAACAGGAACAUCCCGACUACAAAUACCAGCCACGACGCAAGAAGGCGCGAGCGUUGCAAGCAACAAACGCGACUGCAGCAACCACAGAUGGAGAAGUGCCAGCAACAACAACACCAACAAACACAGCGUCUUCGGGGCAUGCGCAAAGACGUGGCGCCGCUUUGGGAAACGCCGCUCAGAAAAGGGCCGGAAAAAGCAACAACAACAACAGAACCGUCGGUAGUCCGCCCUGCCCAGUCCGUCCGUCGUCAGGCAGCGAUGUCUUCAGCAAUGAGGCCUUCAUGAAGUCCCUCAACAGUGCAUGCGCGGCCAGCUUGCUGGAACAGAGCCUACUCAGUGGCGAGGCGGAGAGCGCUAUAUUGGACUCGCCCUGCUCCACGGCCAGUUCGUUGCACUCGAGUGCGCUCUGCGGCAGCGAUGGACAGCCAUUGACGCCACCGGCCACGCCCUACAAUGUGGGGGGCAAGCAGCCAUCAUUGCUGGGCGCUGGUUCAGCUGGAGCAGCGUGCUCCAGUUUAUUGCUGCGGCAGCUAAGUGAGCCCAGCAGUGUUUCUGGAGCGGAUUAUGGUGUGCUCUUAGAGUCUGGACGGGAGUACAUAGCGCUCGGCGAACUGAACUACAACAGCCAGUCGAAUGGACAGGAUAUGGACUUUCUGGAGAACAUGAAUGGUGGCUAUGGCUAUGAGACUGAUACCGCUGGCGGUGCGACACACACCACUGGAGCGCUAAAUUAUUUGACCAACCCCUCGAAGAUGGCGGCAGCAGCGGCAUCGACAGCAGUGACGGCGGCAACGUCAGCAGCGCCAGUGACGGCUUCCACAACAAAUGGUUGCGACAUUGAUCCCAAGGAAAUCGACCAGUAUCUUAUGGAUCAUAUGCUGCCCAUGACGCAUGUGCCGCCUCCUCAGCCUUUGGCGAUAGCUGCUCAGUCCUCGCCACCGCUCACUUCAUCUGCCUCGCUCUCGACCUGCUCCAGUGCUUCAUCGCCGGCAGCGCUGUACAGCAGCAACAACAACAACAACAACGGCAGCAACGGCAAGCAGGUGGAGCUGCAGCCAGUUGAGUGUCUAAUUAUGAGUGGCUCGCCAUCGACGAAAGCAGCAUCAGCAUUAUUAAAAUAG
This is a messenger RNA of Scaptodrosophila lebanonensis, 1710 nucleotides long. RefSeq names its product transcription factor SOX-9 (gene Sox100B). The record is from RefSeq and is a predicted model, not a curated record. Gene Ontology annotation, cellular component: nucleus. NCBI's taxonomy places the organism in Eukaryota, Metazoa, Arthropoda, Insecta, Diptera, Drosophilidae. The transcript is spliced from 5 exons. Bases 169 to 1710 code for a protein of 513 amino acids. Gene Ontology annotation, molecular function: DNA-binding transcription factor activity, RNA polymerase II-specific; RNA polymerase II cis-regulatory region sequence-specific DNA binding. Gene Ontology annotation, biological process: regulation of transcription by RNA polymerase II.